Messenger RNA from Tachyglossus aculeatus (Australian echidna), 2470 nucleotides. It is a transcript of the gene UBE2G2, whose product is annotated as ubiquitin conjugating enzyme E2 G2. The coding region runs from base 168 to 581 and encodes 137 amino acids. The transcript is spliced from 6 exons. The record is from RefSeq and is a predicted model, not a curated record. Gene Ontology annotation, cellular component: cytosol; endoplasmic reticulum. NCBI's taxonomy places the organism in Eukaryota, Metazoa, Chordata, Mammalia, Monotremata, Tachyglossidae.
AAGGACGAGAAGUCACUGUAGUUUUCAGCAGGGGUGGAAGGAUUACGUGAAGAGACCAUGGAAUUCUUGUAUUGAUGUUCUGCGGAACAGGGCUAUAGCCGAGCUGAUUAUCCCCGGGUCUACAUAAAUUGACCCUGAAUCCACCAGAAGGAAUAGUGGCAGGUCCUAUGAAUGAAGAGAAUUUCUUUGAAUGGGAAGCCUUGAUCAUGGGUCCAGAGGACACCUGUUUUGAGUUUGGCGUUUUCCCGGCUAUUCUGAGCUUUCCCCUUGACUACCCACUAAGCCCUCCAAAGAUGAGGUUUACCUGUGAAAUGUUUCAUCCGAACAUUUACCCUGACGGGAGGGUUUGCAUCUCUAUACUUCACGCUCCCGGAGAUGACCCGAUGGGUUACGAGAGCAGUGCUGAGCGAUGGAGCCCCGUGCAGAGCGUGGAGAAAAUCCUCCUGUCAGUCGUGAGCAUGUUGGCAGAGCCAAAUGAUGAGAGCGGAGCCAAUGUGGAUGCAUCCAAAAUGUGGCGGGAUGACAGAGAGCAGUUUUACAGAAUUGCCAAGCAGAUUGUACAGAAGUCCCUUGGGCUCUAAAACACUCUUCCUCCCUUCGACAAACGUGCACACGCACAAGUUGCCUGUGACCACAUAAGCCACCAAGAGAUGACAGUGUUUUUCCUCGAACUGUUGGUAAUCAUAGUGCUCCGUACCAACCAAAUAAGGGAAACUUGCAGAACUUAGAAUAUCCAUCUUUUUUUCCCCGCUUUUUCCUUCCUUUCCCCAAGAACCUUCUGCUCAAAAGCUAGACUUUGUGUAAAAUGACAAUUUAAUAGGUUUUUUAAGUAUUCCUCUGAGAUGCCAGUGCUACCUCCCGCCAUUGAAGAGUUUACGACCUUGACAAAUCCUGCUUUGCUCAAGCCAGGCAGACCACUUGGUUGCUUUCUUUCCCCAGCACAACUGGUGGACCAAGGUUGAACUCUCAAUGGAAUGGAAUCAGUAACACACACUCUCUCUCUCUUUCUCUCUCUCGAUAAGAUUCAUUUUCUCUGGCUACACCCUUAGUGAAAGAAUGUUGAAGCAAUUUGCUAAACAAGUUGUGGGUAUUUUUAGAUGUGCCACGCAGGGAAUGCUACCAACCAUUUCUGCCUUUACAUAUUCCAAGGUGAAUAAGAUUUUCUGGUAACCCGGUUGAAACAUGAUUCUCUAGAUUGUAUUUUUUAAGGCAAAUUUAAAUAUAGAUAGCUGCAUAUCUAUAUUUAAAUUUGAAAUAUAUAUAUAUAUAUGUAUAUAUAUUUGCCAGAAAUGAACUUCGAAAAAGUGGUUUAUCAAAAGGGGUGACUAGGAAAAGAAAUGAACAGGGUAAGUUUUAGAACUUGAUUCAAACUCUCUGGAAAUGUUUAUGAGAUUCCAUUUUAUUUAGUAUUCCGGAAUCACCAGAACAAGUGAAUGUGGAGAGUGUAAGUCUAACUUCGACUUCCAGCUCCAUAUCCUUAAAGGCUGCAGCUCUAGCUGUCUGCCUUAGGCAGAUGUAGACUAUUGAAAUCAAGAGGCUUUUAGAAAUUGCAAAAUGGAGAUAUGCCUGCAAUUAAUAAAGAGCACGGAGGUGUGCCUUAAUCUCCUUUUCAUUACCGGUAGGGGUUUAUAGAGGAGGAAUGCAUUUUUAGGUUUUCUUCCUUCAUUUAAUCCCCAGAGUCUCCAAAAUUAGUUCAGAGCACUCUGGCGUUUGUUAUUUCCCAAUGAGUCCUGUGACCAAGUCUUGAUGCUCUGUAGACUCUUUCAGGUUUACAGCACAGAAAGCUAAGAGAUUGCAUUAUAAGCAAUAACAUUUAUUUGUUGCAUGAAGAAUCAGAUUUUGCGGUCUGCUUUAAGCAGACUAAAUUUAACAAGGAAUUUCUAUUUUUAAAAUAAAAAAGAGGGGUGUGUCAGUAUUUGGUAUUUUUAAUUUGCAUUAUUUCAUCUUUUUCUUGACCCAGUGUCUCGUGGACAAUGGAAUUCAUUUUUAUUGAAACCUCAUCCAUAAAUUUGUGGUGUUCUUCAUUGUUGGAGUGGGUGGGAACGAGGUCCUUUCCCAGAGAGAGAUUCUUUUAGGGUGGAAGGGAAAUGAAACUGUAGGUUUUGAAGGGUUAGGGAAAGGAGUAGUAUUGAAUGAAAUAGUAUUUGCAAGUACACAGGAAAAUGCAGCCUUUUUAUGCAGUGGGAACUGCUGUGUGCAUUGGCAGAUGCAUUAUUCGAUAGCGAUGAUUUUAGCUUCAGCGUCCAGAAUCCUGUAGCCUGAAUAGGAAACAACUGGCAAAGGAGGACACUUUUCUCUUGUUUCCACAAGACUCUUAGGAAAUGAAAAGGUGGCUAGAGAAGAGGAUCAGUCUCUUUUUCAAAAGCAAAGUAUUUUUAUUCACUUGUAUUUAUUCAAAAAUGCAGUAUCUUUUUUUGUGGUGGAAUUUAAUCUCUAUAUUGAAAAUAAAGUUAUCUAUUUUCCCCCCUUG